This is a messenger RNA of Ornithorhynchus anatinus (platypus), 1821 nucleotides long. RefSeq names its product nucleophosmin/nucleoplasmin 2 (gene NPM2). NCBI's taxonomy places the organism in Eukaryota, Metazoa, Chordata, Mammalia, Monotremata, Ornithorhynchidae. Gene Ontology annotation, molecular function: RNA binding; histone binding; chromatin binding. Gene Ontology annotation, cellular component: nucleoplasm; nucleolus; cytoplasm. The record is from RefSeq and is a predicted model, not a curated record. Bases 120 to 761 code for a protein of 213 amino acids. The transcript is spliced from 9 exons. Gene Ontology annotation, biological process: chromatin remodeling; positive regulation of DNA replication.
GGGCUCUGCUCCCUCCCCUGGGCCUGAGGACGGGGGUGAAACAUGUUAGAGGGAGCAGGGCUGUGAGGGGCAAGAGGCCUUCCAUAUUGAACUGGGGCAGAGAUUGGGCCCCCAGCGUGAUGCCUCUGAACAGUAGCAGCAGCAGCAGCAAGGCUGAGAAGCCAGUGUCCCUGAUCUGGGGCUGUGAGCUGAGCCAGGAGAAACGCUCUUACACCUUCGACUCCCUGCCGGUGGGGAAAUAUGACCGUCAGCUGGCGCUGCGCACCAUCUGUCUAGGUGAGAAAGCCAAGGAUGAGGUGAACCUGGUGGAGAUCGUGCUGAAGCCUGGAGAGGAGAGCGAAAAGAGGAUCCCUAUUGCCACAUUGCAACCCUCAGUCCUCCCCAUGGCCACCCUGGAGGGAAUGGAACUGACCCCCCCUGUCACCUUCAGACUGAGGGCUGGCUCCGGCCCAGUCUACAUCAGCGGCCAGGACAUCACCAUGGUGGCAGAUGUGCCCUGGGAGGAAGAGGAAGAAGAAGAGGAGGAAGAAGAGGAGGAGGAGGAGGUGGGGGAAGAAGAAGAGGAAGAGGAGACCUCUCAGGAGGAGUCUCCUCCCAAGACGGCCAAGCGUCCGGCUUCCAACAAACAAGCAAGUGUUGCUAAGAAGAAGAAGCUGGAAAAAGAGGAAGAGAGGGCCACAGUGGAGGAGGUCAGCACCCCUGUGCAGCAGGCAAAAAGAUCAGGCAAGGCCAAGAAACCGGCCCUGGCAGCCAAGAAAUGAGGGGUUAUGGAAAUGGGGGACCUCCUCUCCUCAUCCCUCUGCCCCCCGCACUUGCUUCAUCCACCUACAGCGGUGCCUAAACCCCACCAGCGGGCAGAGCCUCCCCUGCCCUCAUGGGGCAAAGUUCCUGCCCUCCAGCAUCUGGCUGUCCUCCCAGUGCUCGCUGCCUGCCCCCUGCUGGGUCUAAAGCCCUCCCCUCGCCCCGGUGGGUGAGGAAGGGGUGCUUCAUCGUCCCGGCCCCAUCGUGAGCUGUGCCGUUCCUCCCUUCUCUGUACCUCUGCUCCCCUCUGCCCCAGGGCUCCCUUACGUGUGAACAAGGCAGGGGGCUGAGUGGGAAACCAUGCAACUUGUCUGUGAUUCUUCCUCUACCCGCCGCUGGCAGUUGCCCAUCCCUGGGUAGCUGGCCCGUGCCCAGUCCCUUACCGGCAAGAAAUAGCAGCGCUCUCUCCGAUGGGACAGCCCCAAGGUGGGCCUUUCGAUGCUGAGUGUCAUCGAGCGCUGGCCUGAGUCCGGGCCCAGAGCCCUGUGCAAGGGCCAGUCCUGCUUCCCUUUUACCCCCUCACCCCCACCCCCUCCCUGCUGCUGCUUUCCUUCCCCUCUUACCCCCGUGUGGGGGGGGUGGAAAGCAGGGCCCGGGGGAGGCCGACGGGGACACACACUAGGCCAGGCAGCCAGACCAGGCCCCCACUAAGCUGUCGUUAGCUCAGACGUGAAUAGGGGACACAAUAGGGGAUUAGAGAACGGUGGGGGGCCCCAUUGUGCCCCAUUGACCUGGCCUUGGUGCGGCCAGAACAGGGAUUUGGCCCGGGGACGCUUACCUCCUCUUCCUCCUCCAGCCGCCCCCCACCCCCCCACGACAUAUACACAUACACACCCACUCCCACCCAGACCCACUGCUGGGCUGCAAAGCCGACCACAAUAACGGGGCCAGGUGUGUGGGGGAGGGGGGGGCUGCAGGGGUGGAGCCGCCCCCCAGCCCUGGGGCCACCCUCUCUCUACCUGCCCGAGGCCAUGCCUGCCUCCUCCUCUGGAGGCCCGGGCCAGGCCUCGGAGGGGAAGC